Messenger RNA from Trichoplusia ni (cabbage looper), 856 nucleotides. Its product is annotated as sex peptide receptor-like. Gene Ontology annotation, cellular component: membrane. The record is from RefSeq and is a predicted model, not a curated record. Gene Ontology annotation, molecular function: G protein-coupled peptide receptor activity. Bases 44 to 538 code for a protein of 164 amino acids. NCBI's taxonomy places the organism in Eukaryota, Metazoa, Arthropoda, Insecta, Lepidoptera, Noctuidae. The transcript has 2 exons.
UAUGACGUGACAACAUGAGAAAAAAAUAGCAAACAAAUCCAAGAUGGCGGCCUCCGACAAAGACUGGGUUGACUACUUCGGCGACUUCAAUUCGACGAAACUGUCAGUUGACACUGACACCGAUUUUGACAAUUCGAAGAAUAAUUUCAAUUAUUAUGACAAUCAGACUGGGUACCCUACAUAUUCGAACUUCAGCGCUGAUGAUUUCUGCCAGUCGAAUCAUUCGCAUUUUUAUUUGAAUGUCACUUGCGAGUUCCCGAUCAAUUAUGCUGAACCUAUGUAUGGAUAUAUCGCCCCGUUCCUCCUAGCAACAACCACAGUAGCUAACACGUUGAUCGUGGUGGUGCUCUCUCGCCGGCACAUGCGGACCCCCACAAACGUGGUGCUCAUGGCCAUGGCCCUUUGCGACAUGUUCACGAUGCUGUUCCCUGCACCCUGGCUGUUCUACAUGUACACCUUCGGCAACCAUUACAAGCCGUUGAGUCCUGUCAGGGCCUGUCAAGCGUGGAAUUAUAUGAAUGAGGUGAGUGGGGUUUAGUAGUCUGGCAUCUCUUAUUUACGCCGUUGGCUCAGCGACCCAAAUGGCUUUAGGUCUUGGCCUCUGAUACGGGAGAGCGCCUCUUUACCCGAUCCUUAGCCACUUCUCGCCAGUCAUCGGCAUUAAGCGCCCGAAGGUCCGCCUCAACUGUAUCCCUCCAGCGAUACCUGGGUCAAACUACACAUCUUAAAGUAAUAUUAUUAUUCAAAGGCCUACUACGGACGGUUAAAGCUUUGAAGUAACAUGUAUAUUGACUGUAUAGGUAAGGAGAUUGAAGUUGUGAAAGCGUGACAGUGCUCUCCUCGGUAUAGAGCGGUG